Messenger RNA from Salvia splendens (bonfire salvia), 2958 nucleotides. Its product is annotated as protein MAIN-LIKE 1-like. NCBI's taxonomy places the organism in Eukaryota, Viridiplantae, Streptophyta, Magnoliopsida, Lamiales, Lamiaceae. Bases 758 to 2866 code for a protein of 702 amino acids. The record is from RefSeq and is a predicted model, not a curated record. The transcript has 7 exons. Gene Ontology annotation, biological process: meristem maintenance; meristem development.
GUAGUAGCACGCGUUCCAAUCCCAAUAGAUGGUUUAUAAUCAGACUCGAUAAGAAAAAGGGGAGAGCUAACCUUAAGCAGAUCAGCUGGAGUCGUAGAAACGAUCUGAGUAGAGCAGCAAGCACACAGUGGAAAAAAUCCUAAUUUGUCUAAAUUAGAGAUUGGUUUGAAUCCAACUGAUACCAUGUAGAACAAUAAAAUAUUGACAUAGAUAGAAAAGUGUGUAGACAUAUUAGAGAAGAGUAGCAGUUUUGUUAUCACUUUACAAAGCAUCUAUAUUAUAUUACAAGAGACUAUGCUAACGAGUAUACAUAACCAAUGUGGGGUACUUAUUUUACAACAAUUCAUAUCUAUUUAGAGCUUGAUCUUCAUUAUCUUGAUGCCCUUCAGGCUUUCCCUUAUUCUGUCCAAGACCACAAAGAUCGAUCUUGAUUUUGCUGCUAUCAUAGUGGAGAUAAUCAAAGAUAUACCUUUCCAGGAUGAGAAUGGCUCUAUUAUUCUUGACGAGGAUGGAAAGCCUAUCUUACAUACUGAUGGAACUGGAUAUAUCUCUGAAGACUUGGCAAUGAAGUGUUCGAAAGAUUUACUCGCCUCAAUGCGGAGAGACGCAUGAGCGUCAUGCGUCUCUACUUCGAAUUAAACCAGCGGCGAAGGCAGUAGCUCCUCAUUCACGCACGCAGACAUCAAACACUCACGGAGGCGACGAUUUCUUCCUAGAUUCGGCGAAAGAAGACGAUUUCGACUUGUUUUCCGAUUAGAUGGCGACUUCAAGUUCUACUCGACAUUUAUUGUAUGGACUCGAAGACCCGUCCGUGUUAAAUAUGCAAAAAAAUCACAUUUCAAAUAAACUGAUGAAAGGGGGAACAACCCAAGUAUUUAAAGUUCGAAGGACUGAAAGUAAGACUUGGGACGCCGUGAUUCACGAGAAUGUAAGAUAUUGGCUUGACGUCUUUGGUUUCAAAGGCGUGAUCGAUUGUGGGAAGCCAAUGAAGGUCGACAAUGAGCUGAUCACGGCGUUGAUUGAGCGUUGGAGGCCGGAGACACACACAUUCCAUCUACCGAUCGGUGAGACGACGAUCACCUUGGAAAAUGUGCAAGCCAUCUGGGGCUUGAGGGCGGAUGGCGUCGUUUUCACGGGUCGUGACUAUCAUGACAACUUUCCAGAUUGGACCAGCAAGUGCCGCGAUCUGUUGGGAUGGAUACCAGAUUCUUCCACAGAGACAAAGCAAGGCGGUUUGCUGAUGACCGCGCUGAUCAACCAGACAAGGAUGCCUCUGGGUGAUGACCCGCCUACUUACGUAUACAUCCAAAGAGCACGUAUCCAUGCCCUAAUUUUAUUAGGAGGUCUCAUUCUACCGGAUACCACGGGGUGUAAGGUGCCAUUUAUGUGGUUGAAUGGGCUUGGGGAUCCGGAAGAGGUGAAGAAUAUAAGUUGGGGAAGCGCGGCAUUGGCCUACCUUUAUCAUUAUCUAUGCGAGGCUUCCAUGGAUAAGAGAAAAGAGUUAGGCGGCCCUAUGAUCCUCCUGCAGCUAUGGGCGUGGGAAAGAAUGCCCACAUUGAGGCCUGCGUUCAUAGGACCAAAGGUGCACGAGCCAUAUACACCAUGUGGCGCCAGGUGGAGAGGAACAACGCAGAUAGGAAAUGCUCCAAGACACUCGGUUGAGCAUUACCGUGACCAAUUAUCUCUGAUUAGACCUGGCCAGUUUAUCUGGACGUCGUACGCACCUUUCACACUGCCUGACUACUGCAAUGAUGUGAAUGGAUGCUCUUUGUGCGAAACCUACUUGGUAUGUUGGGCCUAUGUUGAGGCCCAUGAGCCUGGAAGAGUACGCCGACAGUUCAAUCGGUACCAGGAUAUACCUCAGUCCGUAGACAGGAUGCUAAGGAACGCCGAUCAUUUGGGCAAAACUGAUCGGCGUGGCAAGAAAGGCAACAACUGGGCAAACACGCAUCAGUUCUACAUUGGGGAGUGGGACAUGAGGUACGAAAGGUUCCAAGCUGCCCAGUAUGCCGCAUCGAUGUCCAUGGAUAUCCCCAUGAACCCGGGGUAUAUGGCGUGGUAUAACAGGAUUACCGUGACGUACAUGACUCAGCCGGGGACACGGGCCACUACUGGGAUGAACGAGUCGGCUGCUUCGCUGAGACUAUUUGUUGAGGGGUUUCAGCAGGUUUUCCAUUUAACUACGGAAGACGAAAUGGACCCACGAGUGCGCCAGAUUCGGGAAAUUGUUAAGAAUGUCCUCGAAUCUACGAACAACACGGAUGUCAUGGAGUACCCCGCUUCUCAACAUCAGGAUGUGGUCAUGCCUUAUGAACCAGAAGUAGUUCCACGACGUCGUGGAGUGCCUGGUGUUCGGACUGGGGGACACGGCUACACAAAGCAGUUCAGGAUGUCCCAGCCGGUGCCCGAUUAUGUAGCACCAGAGCCGCAGUAUCAAGUGCAUGACCCACCCCAGUGGUAUUCAUACCCGGCGCAUGAGUCACAGUCACAGUGGGAGCGUCCCCAGUAUUCUCCUAGCCAGCCUGAGCCCGAUUGGCAUCGUCGCCCAUAUUCACAAAGCCAGGACGCGCCGCAAUGGAGUGGGGCCCGAGCCUCGGUCGAUUCAUUCUUCCAGAAUUAUCAGGUAGUGCCUCCUGUACAAGCUGAAGAAGAGGAUGAUGAUGAAGGAGUAGGAGAAGAUGACAACAUUGUCGAGGCACAUGAGGAAGAAGACGUUCAGAGCAUCUGUAUCCAACCUCGACCUGCUGCAGAGGGUUCAUCACGAGGCGGGGUUGGGAAGCUCGUGAGCAAAGUGUACAAGAGAUUGUCCUCCAGGAAGAAUAAGGGGGUUGAACCGUCAAAAUAUACUCCAUCAGCGUAUAAGUAGCAAUUUUUCAGCGUAUAAGGGGGUUGGAUAUGUAUGUUAUGGUUUGGUGCUCAAAUUCAUGUUAUUUAUGUUCAAUUAUGUCAUGUUUAUCU